Messenger RNA from Setaria italica (foxtail millet), 1339 nucleotides. RefSeq lists its product as uncharacterized. The transcript is spliced from 2 exons. The record is from RefSeq and is a predicted model, not a curated record. NCBI's taxonomy places the organism in Eukaryota, Viridiplantae, Streptophyta, Magnoliopsida, Poales, Poaceae. Bases 620 to 1273 code for a protein of 217 amino acids.
CCCCCGCUUCCUUCCGCGACGACGGCGGCGGGCGAGAUGCAUCGCGUCCAAUGGCGACCCCGUCCUCGUCUCCUUCCGCCUCGUCGCGCUGCCCGGGGCGUCUCACCUCUACCUUCACUACCCGAGGGAAGCCAAGGGGUUUAGCGGGACCGCGCUCGUGGCGGCACCUCGACUCCGUCCUCUUCCGCGUCGUCGCCCCCUCCGCCCCCGUCACCACCGACUACCCCUGGUGCUGCCACACGGACUACUUCGUCUGCAAGGCGGGAGGCCCCUUCGGCCUGUCGCUCUCCGGCCCUCUCCCGCCGUGCUACGUGGACGGGCGGCGCAUGGCGGUGGGGCAGGGGCAGGGCCACGCCGAGCGUUCGCACAUGCUGGAGCGUGGGGACAUCGGCGUCCUCCGCCGUGGCGAGGAGGAGUUCGCCGUCGCCGACCUCAAGGUGCUGAUACCCGACGACAACGAUUCCGUGCCGGUGGAAGCCGAGCUCUUCAGGUAUCGCUCCAGCGCCGGCUCCAGGCAGUGGGAGGCCAAGCGACUCCCGAUCCGCCGGCGCGAGGGUACGGGGCAUGGGCUGCGCUGGUGGACGACGGACAAGCGCAGGUCGUCUCCUUCGAAGGCUACAUGUGCUGGAUCGACUACUUCAGGGGCAUCCUCUUCUGCGACGUGCUCGACGAGGACCACGAGCUCCGGUACGUCGAGCUCCCGGUGGCGCCUCCCGAUGGCAACCUCCACCACCCGGAGUUCGGCAGGUUGCACCCGUUCGUGACGCGGAGCGUGUGCGUCACGGACGGCGGCACGAUGAAGUUCGUCAACGUCGCCCGCGCCGACGUGGAGAUCGCGAGCAAACGCAGGCCUGGUUCUGGUUUCACCAUGACCGCCUGGUCGCUGGUGACGCCGUUGAACUCCGAGAGGUUAGGCUGGGCGAUGGACGGCGCCAUUGAAGCGGACAAGCUCUGGAUGCACGACUCGUACGCCAAGCUUGGUCUUCCCCUUCUCUCGCCGGAGUUCCCCUUUGUGAGCCUGCGUGAACCCGACGUCGUUUACGCCGUGCUGAGGGAGAGGCACUACGAUGGUGGGAAGACAUGGGUGCUUGUGAUUCACAUGAGAAGUAAGGCGCUGCGAUCGGCCAUUCCCUACAAUGAAGUGGAAGAUUUCGACCAUGGUGAAGAUGACGACGUUGAGAUCAAUGAGAUGGCCUCAUGUAACAUCUACAAUAACAGCCCCGUUCUUCCCAGCUUGUUCUCCAUGUACUUGAAUACAUCUACAACGACCUAGCCACUAGCUUGAAUUUCGUGUUCUUUUUGACUAAAGUGUUUUGAAGUGGGGUUGGCUGGCUACUCA